CUCCGGGGGCUGGUGCAAUCAGCCGCCUAAGGGCCACAGUCACAAGCUGAUUAACUCAGGUUUACAUCAUCCCGACCCCAGCGGGAACCCCUAACCCGGCGCCUUCCACACACUCGCGGCCCUAGUGGUGGCGGCUCAGCUCACGUCUAGCUGCUGGGGCCGAAGCAGAGCUCCACCGGGACCCCGAGCUCAGCCUAGACUCUACCAACAUCCUCUUGACGCCCCCUACACACACAUCUGGGGUGUCCAGGAGACUCGGAGUCGGCGCGACCCCAAGAUCCCAGCGCACGCGAGGGCAAGAUGCGAGCCACCCCCCUGGCUAAUGCUGCAGGUGUCCCCUCCAGGAAGAAGCGUUUGGAGUUGGAUGAUGACCUAGCCACAGAGUGUCCCAGCCGGAAACAAGCUCGAAGUGGGCCCCACGCCAGACUGCCUCCCACUCUGUUAUCACUGAGCCCACCUCCUACUCCAGUCUAUGCCCCACCUGUGACCACCUCCUCCCGACUUGGGCCCUAUAUCCUCCUGGAGCCUGAGGACGGUGGCCGAGCCUACCGAGCCCUGCAUGGCACCACAGGCAUUGAGUACACCUGCAAGGUAUACCCGGUCUGCGAGGCCCUGGCGGUGCUGGAGCCCUACUUGAAACUGCCCUGCCACAGGCAUGUGGCACGACCAGUGGAGGUGCUGGCGGGCACCCAGCACCUAUACACCUUUUUUCCGAGGCCUCACGGAGACAUGCACAGCCUGGUGCGCAGUCGCCGCCACUUGCCUGAGCCCGAGGCUGCAGCACUCUUCCGCCAAAUGGCCGCCACCCUGGCGCAUUGUCACCAACACGGUCUGGUGCUGCGAGACCUCAAGCUGCGUCGCUUUGUCUUCACUGACAGUGAGAGGACAAAGCUGGUGCUGGAGAACCUGGAAGAUGCCUGUGUGUUGACUGGCCCAGAUGACUCUUUGUGGGACAAACAUGCAUGCCCAGCCUAUGUAGGACCUGAAAUCCUCAGCUCCCGGGCAUCCUACUCAGGCAAGGCAGCUGAUGUGUGGAGCCUGGGUGUGGCACUCUUCACCAUGCUAGCCGGCCACUAUCCCUUCCAGGAUUCAGAGCCUGUCCUGCUCUUUGGCAAAAUCCGCCGUGGGGCCUUUGCUCUACCUGAAGGCCUCUCAGCCUCUGCAAGAUGCCUGGUUCGCUGCCUUCUUCGCCGGGAGCCGACUGAGAGGCUCACGGCUGCGGGCAUCCUACUGCACCCCUGGCUGCGGGAGAACCUUGCCCCUUCAGUCCCACCUCCAUCUCAUCUCUGGGAAGCUGAUCAGGUGGUUCCCAAUGGGCCAGGACUAGAAGAAGUUGAAGAAGAAGAAAGAGAAGUGGGUCUCUAUGGCUAGGGUCACCCUAUUAGACUCAGCUGCAAACAGUGGGUUAUGUUUGGGGGUGUCUCCAGGCUUUCUCCUGCCUCUUUAAACAGAGCCAAACCUCAAGUGCCUUCUGGGAGGGAAGAAAGAAGAGGCACGAGCAUAGAAUGAUGUAUGUACACCUGUGUUGUUCCACACAUCUGUGCACAUAGGCUUGUGCUUUCAACACUGGAAGCUUAUGUGACAAGCCCUAUUCUAGUUGUUGGGAACAUAGCAGUGAACAAAAGAGGUGAUGCUGCUCACUGAGUUGACAAGCUGAUGUUCUCCAGCCAGCAACACCUUCACACACUCACAGGUCUGUGUCUACACUGAGCUUCUUAAUAUGAGCCACAGCAUCUACUUGUGCUGGUGCUCGGGUACCUCUGACAUGACCAAUUGCCUUUUAAUCUUAUACCUUUUCAGAGAAAGGAAAGCAUCCCCGUGCCAAAGACUCCAGGCCUCUCCCUGCAACUCAGGACUCUUAGAACUCAGACUAUGCUGGGACUUGUCCUUUUAGUCAAGGGAUUCACCAUGCAGGCCUGAAUCAAUGUUUUUGAGCUGGAAGAACUGAGCGCAUACUCUGAGGCUGGACUUCCUCUAACUCAAGUAAAUGGUUGGAGUAAAUGUCCUGUCAUAUCCACCUCUACAACUCUUGACUUAAACUCCAGAAUUGGGGAACUGGAGGUUUAGGCUUCCUAAAAGACCUAGCUCUGUUCUGGGACCCCACAUCAACACAAUAAAUUUUGGAUACCAUGAGUAUAUAUUUUUACUUUGUACAUAAUU
Messenger RNA from Erinaceus europaeus (western European hedgehog), 2160 nucleotides. RefSeq names its product tribbles pseudokinase 3 (gene TRIB3). The transcript is spliced from 4 exons. Gene Ontology annotation, biological process: positive regulation of proteasomal ubiquitin-dependent protein catabolic process; regulation of MAP kinase activity; protein phosphorylation. The coding region runs from base 301 to 1371 and encodes 356 amino acids. The record is from RefSeq and is a predicted model, not a curated record. Gene Ontology annotation, cellular component: nucleus. Gene Ontology annotation, molecular function: mitogen-activated protein kinase kinase binding; protein kinase activity; ATP binding. Lineage: Eukaryota; Metazoa; Chordata; Mammalia; Eulipotyphla; Erinaceidae.